Fonsecaea monophora is the source of this 1041-nucleotide messenger RNA. RefSeq lists its product as hypothetical. Lineage: Eukaryota; Fungi; Ascomycota; Eurotiomycetes; Chaetothyriales; Herpotrichiellaceae. Gene Ontology annotation, molecular function: arylformamidase activity. The transcript is spliced from 5 exons. The record is from RefSeq and is a predicted model, not a curated record. The coding region runs from base 1 to 1041 and encodes 346 amino acids.
AUGCCUACCUUCGACCCUGACUCGGAUCACCUGCCCAAGCUCGCCGAUCUGGAACAAAUCCCCGGAGCGCCCAAGUACGCGGCGUGGUUCUGGGGCGAGAAUGACGAGUUGGGACGAUUGAACCUGCUCACGGCGCGGCGGGUCGCGGAUGCUGCCAGAUUGAUUCGGACGGGCGAGAGGGUCGCUUUGAACUUCCCCCUCGACUAUCCAGACCCCCCCUUCUUCGGCCGCGAAACCUUCAAACAUCGCCUGAAGCAGCUGAACGAGUCCUCCUACGACGACCUGUAUGAUUUCAACCCGCAGAGCGGGUCGCAGUGGGAUGGGUAUCGGCAUGUGAGAGAUCCUGUUGCGUAUAUUUUGCUGUUUGGAUUGGAAACGGCCUGGUUUCUGACUCUCAGAGCAUCCGCUCAAAACUUGACAGGUCGGCUUCUCGCACAAUGGAUCUUGGGUUUGACCACUCGCGAGCAAAUUGUCGAUUCAUCGAGAAUCGGACUCCAAGCAUGGGGAAAACAGGGCAUCGCUGGCCGCGCCGUCCUUCUCGACAUCUACUCCUUCACGAAAGAAUGGUACGAUCCGCUCUCCGCCAGGAGAAUCACGCUGGCGGAGCUGCGCACGUGCGCCGAAGCCGAGGGCGUCGAGUUCAAGUACGGCGACAUCCUGCUCGUGCGUACGGGCUGGUCCGCGGGAUACAACCAGCUCGACGCGGCGGGGCGGCAGGCGUACCGGGCCAAAGGGUUCCAUGAGCUGGCCUUUGCCGGGGUGGACUGCGGGGAGGAGGUGGUCGAGUUCCUGCACGACAACUACUUCAGCGCCGUGGCGAGCGACUCGCCCACGUUCGAGUCCUGGCCGCCCUCUGUCGAGUCGGGGAAGGAGAUCCUGCAUUCCUUCCUCCUACCGCUCUGGGGCGUGCCCAUCGGCGAGAUGUGGGACCUCGACGGCCUGGCCGAGCUCUGCAAAAAGACGCGUCGGUGGGAGUUUUUCCUCACCAGUUGUCCGGCCAAUGUCAAGGGUGAAAAAAUCCCUGUCCCUGUCUUUCUUUGA